CUGGGGCGCUCGCAAAGCUGGAGCCAUGGCCUCUGCAACGGAUAUCCACCGGUUCCUGGAGCCGCUGAGCAUCGAUGUCGACAGAUCUUAUGAGCUAUCGCGCAAGUUUCUGGCCAAUUUCAGGCAUCUGGCUGCGAAUUCGAGGGACCAUGGAGGAACUAACCUUAGAGUUGGCUUCGUCGAACUUCAUGGUGAUGCCCAAGAUCCUUCAUCACGUGUCCAGCGGCCAUUGGAGAAAUCAUGGCCCAUAGAUCAUCACCUCAAGAAUGAUAACGCCGAUAGCCUCUUCUCAUGGGUUGGAAGAUGCAUCGCCGAAGUUGUGGAAGAGGGCUGUAGAGUCUUGAACAUAUCCAGGGAUGAGCCUGUGCCCCUUGGCGUCACCUUUAGCUUUCCCAUGGAGCAGCGAUCCGUCUCUCACGCCCUCUUAAAAGACAUGGGCAAAGGCUUCGCUCUGCCGCCUGGCAUCGAUCUCGGUGCUCACAUCGAACAAGGAUACGAACAAUCUCGAACAUUGGAUCUGCCUCCUGUCAAAGUCACCGCCAUCGCCAACGACACAGUCUCCACGCUUGUAUCGUGUCUCUUCAGCUACGGCGGCACAGAGCAUCGACGAGCCGCCAUGGCUAUCAUUCUGGGAACGGGGACCAACGCUACGAUACCCAUGAAGCUGGACCUUUUGCAUCCUAGUAAACGGCCUCAGACAGUGAGCGUCCUUCCAGGCGAGAGUGUGGCAGACGCCAAGAUUGCAGUCAACACCGAGUGGAGCAUCAAUGGCUCGCUGCCGCCGAUGAAGGAAAUGAAUUUGGUCACCAAAUGGGAUGAUGUUUUGUCUUUGCAAAACGAGCGGCCAGGAUUUCAGCCGUUGGAAUACAUGACCGCGGGACGGUACCUGGGCGAGCUGGCUCGAAUCAUCUUGGUCGAUUAUCUGGUGAAUGAGCUGAACGUGGCUACUGAGACAUUACCACGGACGCUGCUAGAGAAAGAGAGCUUAACAACGACGUUCCUUAGUCAUUUCAAGCCAUUACUACCGCCGUCUGCCCUGCUAGAGAAACUCAGACAGCAGGUCCCUGAAGAUGCAGACUCUUCUUUUACCUGGACAGAAGACCUGGCUACGGCUCUGUACCACAUUGCAAAGGCCAUCGAGGUCCGCGCUUCAGGAAUAAUCGCCGCUGCCAUCAUCGCCCUGCUCACACUAGCUGAUGAUCUACCCGAAGAUGGCGCAGCAACAGCAGAUUCGAGCUCUCCCAUUCGCGAGCUCGGCGUGGGUUACACCGGUGGCUGCAUCGUGCACUUUCAGGACUAUCUUGCCGACUGCCAGCAAUUCCUGGACGAGCUACUGGCGCGCAGGUUUGGGAGCGAUAGCCGGCUGCGGGUACGAAUCCAGGGAUAUGAGCGAGGACGACUGAGGGAUCUGGGAACCGUGUCCCGGCUUUCCAACUCGCAUUUCGCCAUAGAGCUGGCAAAGCUGAGUACAGUUUUGACGCACCUUGACGCCUCUCACGCAAUCCGUCAUACACGGCACAAACACUCAACUCCCCUUUCGCCUCUUGGCCUCACCUCAGACAAACAGGGCCACUGCCCCAAUGCGUCAGAAUAUAGCCAAUCUCCAAGACACUUCCCCCGCCCCAAUAAUCAAACUGCGAGAUCGCUGGAUAGUCCCCGAGCAAGGAUGUACGCCCUGCCGGGAUUAGCGGGCCAGACCCUGCGCACCCGCAUCGCAGCCAAUGCGUCCAAUAUAAGUCGCAUCAUGGACGAUGAACAAGGCAUCCUCACAACCCACAGCAAUUUCAACGACAGCAACAACCACAUCAAAUACAACGACGACAACACAAACCCCUUCACCGAACGCUCCCCCCUCUUCCCCCGCCGCAACAGCACCGCCUCCACCUCCACCGCCAAAUCCUUCAUCUUCCUCGGCGAAACCUGCCCAGCCCGCUUCUGGCUCAUCUUCGCCCAGAUCCUCAUCUCGCAGUUCAUGGCCGCCUUUGACGGCACCCUCAUGGCCUCGUCCCACCCAGUCAUCACCUCGCACUUCAAGGCGGCCAACUCGGCGUCCUGGCUAUCGACCGCCUUUCUACUCACGUCGACGACGUUUCAGCCGCUGCUGGGCAGGUUGUCUGACGCGGUGGGCAGAAAGCCCCUGUUUGUCGCGAGCAUCGGCGUCUUUACGCUUGCAACCAUGUGGUGUGCCUUGGCGGGGAGUAUCGAGAGCUUUAUUGCGGCGAGGGCGCUUUGCGGGCUUGGUGCUGGGGGGGUGGGUGCGUUGGGGAGCAUCAUCACGAGUGACUUGGUGCCAAUAGAACGCCGAGGCACCUACCAAUCCUACGUCACCGCAAACUUCGGCGCCGGCUCCGCCCUCGGAGCUGCCCUCGGCGGCGCCAUGGCCGAAGCGCUCGGCUGGCGAUGGGAAUUCGGCGUCCAGGUCCCGCCGCUGCUCCUGUGCAUGGCCAUGUCGGCGGUCGUGAUCCCGGACGACAUUGGCUUGCAGGGCCCGCGGCGAGGCAUCUUUGACGCGAUGCGGCAGUUUGACUUUGGGGGCUCGGCCUUGUUGACGGUGUCGACGACGACUGCGAUUUUGGGAUUGAGCUUUGGCGGCAACAUCUAUCCGUGGACCCAUCCCGUCGUCCUCACCGCUCUCUCCCUCGCAGCCAUCGCCUUCCCAUCCUUCCUCUGGUUCGAAACCCGCGCCGCCAUGCCCAUCAUGCCUUUCCACCUCAUCCAGAAAUCCCCUCGGGCAAACCUCAUCUUUGCAAACUUUAUCGCAGCCGUACUUGCCAACGCAAUCAGCUUCAACAUCCCCCUAUACUUCCAAGCCGUCCUCCUCUCCAGCGCCACCUCCUCCGGCCUCCGCCUCGUCAUCCCCUCCGUCGUCGCCUCCAUCAUCGGCGCCCUCACCGGCCUCUCCAUCACCUACACCCGCCGCCUCAAGUGGCCCGUCCUCGCCGGCACCGUCUGGUACCUCCUCGGCAACAUCACCCUCUGCUUCCUCCGCCGCGGCAUGCCCGAAAUCGUCUACCUCCUCGUGCUCAUCCCCCAGGCCAUCGGCCAGGGGUUCCAGUUCCCCGGCACCUUCAUCGCCAUCCUCGCGUGCGGCGAGCAGGCCGAGCAGGCCGUCGUCUCCAGCACGCUCAUCCUCUGGCGGUGCUUGGGUCUGGUGCUCGGUAUUGCGCUGAGCAGCCUCGUCAUCCAGAAUGGGCUGGUGCACUACCUUGAUGAGUUUGUCCGCGGCGACGACAAGCUGGAAGUCAUCAGGCGCGUCAGAGCAUCUGUUGAGGCCGUCGCUCAGCUGGAAGAGCCGUACAGGGAACAAGUGAUCCGUAGCUAUGAGGCGUCGCUGAGACUGACCUUUAUCCUCUGCACCGUGCUGGCUGCUGUUUCGGUGUUGAUAGUUUUGCCUAUGAAGACGCCUCGUUUAGCUGCAAUGAAGCGCAAGUCAUGA
This is a messenger RNA of Trichoderma atroviride IMI 206040, 3436 nucleotides long. Lineage: Eukaryota; Fungi; Ascomycota; Sordariomycetes; Hypocreales; Hypocreaceae. The record is from RefSeq and is a predicted model, not a curated record.